This is a messenger RNA of Plutella xylostella (diamondback moth), 1242 nucleotides long. RefSeq names its product heterochromatin protein 1beta-like protein (gene Hp1b-l). The record is from RefSeq and is a predicted model, not a curated record. Gene Ontology annotation, cellular component: nucleus. NCBI's taxonomy places the organism in Eukaryota, Metazoa, Arthropoda, Insecta, Lepidoptera, Plutellidae.
CCAUUCAGUCUUUCAUUCAUUUCGUUCGUUCAUUAAAUUCAUUCAUUCAUAGUCAUAGACUCAUAGUGUGUGUGUGUUGCAGAAAAGAACGCCGAUUUAUAAUGGCUGAGAAGAAGAAGGAUGGCGAGCCAGAGGGAGAGGAAGAAUUCUCUGUAGAAAAAGUUCUAGACAGAAGAGUGAGAAAUGGAAAGGUAGAGUACUUCCUCAAAUGGAAGGGAUAUGACGAUGGAGACAACACAUGGGAGCCCGAAGAAAACUUGGACUGUCCUGAUCUCAUAUCUGCAUUUGAAGAUGCAAGAAAGAAAAAGGAAGCUGAAGGUAAGGGUAAAGUUGACAACAAGGACCCCAAGAAGCGGAAGUCUUCUGCUGCGACGCCAGACUUGAAAGGAGCCAAGAAGAGUAAAUCAGAUGACAAGAAAGCGUCAGGUUUUGACCGCGGCCUAGAACCGGAAAAGAUUAUUGGUGCGACGGACAGCAGCGGCGAGCUGAUGUUCCUGAUGAAGUGGCAGGGCACGGACGAGGCGGACCUGGUGCCGGCCAAGCAGGCCAACGUGCGCUGCCCACAGGUGGUCAUCCAGUUCUACGAGGAGCGGCUCACGUGGCACACGCCAGCCCCCGACGACGCCAAUAAUGAAGACUAAGCGGCAGAUAUAUCGGCUGAUUUCAUGAUGAAUUUAAGAAAGUGUACUUUAGUUUAUGUUAAUCGGACAUACUUUUUUUCUUGGAAUACCUGCGUGUAAGCGAAUGUUGCCGGAUUCGGGAGUGACCAUAUUGUUGGAUGUUUUAUCAGUCUAACCCCGGCUGCCUUUUGCACUCUUGGCAAUGAUCGGAAUAGAUGUUUGCAUAUUUGGUUUUUGCACAGGGUUUGUAAGGACAGUCAGGAAAACUGGUGUGGAGAAUAGUAAUUCUAAACGUGCUUUAAAAAAUAAGCAGAAGAUCUUUCUUAUAAAAAUUCUUAGAAAUAUGAUGUAUUAUUGAGAUAUGUAUAUCAAAAUUUUCAUGUGUUAAAACUUUUUUGAUCUUGAGUUUUGUCUUUUGACUUCCUAUUCUCCAUUCAUAGUUGGUGAUUACUUGAUUGAUGUAAUAAAUUGACACUUAUUUCAUAACGUAAUGAACGUUGGAUAUACUUGCUGCUACAGUUACACAUUGAUUGUAUAAACAGUGUUACGUUAACAUACGGUACUUUAGGAUAACGAGGAAUAAUUUAGUGUUUAAGCUGGGCAAUAAAUAUAUUGUCAAAAA